AAAAAAAAAUCUUCACAGUAUUUCGCCAUGGAAGAGUAAUCUAUAGGCAAACCUGCGGGUGAUUAACGGGUCAUGAGAUACGAGGAACGGAUCUGGACGUUUUUGAUUGACAAAGUGGUGAUGAAAAUUUAGGUUUUUAAUCUUGUUUUUUCUCUUUUUUCUUUUUUGCUUUAUUCUGAAUCCUCUCUUCUUUUCGAGUUCUAGAAAGACAAGCUGUGGUUCCAUUUGACACAGGUAUUUUCUCGGAUCGUUGUUUCUUUUCUUUUUUUGGGUUUGGAUUGAAUCUCUUUAGUUCGGGUAAGUGAAAUACAAGCUGUGAUUUCAAUCGACACACGUAUUUCCACGGACUGUUGCUCCAUCUUUUGAUUGAAUCUAUUUUUCCCUUCUUAAGGUUGUUGGGGGUACUGCUGUAUUAGGUACAACAACAACAGGGGAUUUAUGAUUUCUCUUUCAAAUUUAUUUUGUGUUCUAAUAAGAUUUAGCUAGGCAUAGAAUCAUUGAUUAUCUUUCCUCUCUUAGGUUGUUUCUCGGUAUGCUAGUACUUUUGGUCUGAAGCCGUUGAGUUUGUGAUUAUUUUUUCGUGUGAUCCUGGUUUGUAGAUCAAUUAAGUAGUUUUUGGUAUCCAAAUUAUGAUUGGGUCUGUGGAUUUGAAUUUUGCAAUCGAAUUUCCUUUGCCUAAAAUCCCAAUGUUGAUUGGGUCUGUUUUUUUCUUUGUUGCCCCUAAGUUGUUUGGUAAAAGUACUGAAUUAUGGUCCUUCGGUAUCUGUGUUCUCAUGCAUCCUCUCUUGAAUGUUUUUCUUCCAAAACUGUAGGUUGGUUGCAUCAUUUUGGUUAGUAUUCAUUUUGAAAACUUUACCUUACUUAGCCUUAAAAUCAGUAUAGUUAAAUUUUGGUGUUGUUGAGCACUUGGGUUGGCAUUUCUGCACCAAAAAUGGUUGGCAUCUUAAAGUAAGUAAUUCACAACUCUAUCCUCCUGUUCAGAUGUAUGUGCAUCUGUUCUUGGUAAUUUUUCAAGUCUUCCUGGCUAGGUGAUUUAUGAAACAAGUGUAUGUGCACUUGGUUUUAAAGGAAUCAUGUUUAAUUUUCAAAGUUUUAGAUCUUAAAAAUGUUUUCAUAAGCUCUUAGAUGAAUAGGGCUUAGCGCUUCGAAAAAGGCGAAGUUGCUUAUUGAAAAACUGUUUCUUCAUUUAUGCACUUUCAAUUAUAGCAAUGGUUUCUUUUGAAGAAGAUUAAGAGAUCUGUUAUAUCUUCUAUUAAAUUUUUUUAGAAAAUGGGACUUUGAAUGGUUUUUUCUUAAUUAAUUUUAAAAUCCAGGUUGGUCUAAUCAUUUAGAAAUCUAAAAGAGAUAAUACUGGUAGGAUCAAAGUAGUUGUUCUUACUAAGAAAAUUGUUAAAUGUAAAGUUGAUAGGUUAAUUUUUGGGGGGCUUGUUGUAUAUCAAAAGAUCGGUUUCUGGUUGUAAGAUGGCUGUAAGGGUGUUCACAUAUAGUUUUUUAGAGAAUUAUGAACCAGGACACUAGUGAUUAAUGGGAAUUAGCUGAUAAGGUGUUUCCCUUUCCAGUAAAUUUUAUCUGUUUAUUGCUAUACUUAUAAGAUGUGUCUUCGCCUUUGCUUGAUUGUUUUUCGAUAAGAACCAAUGGUAACACCCAUUGUUUCAGUUUGAUUACUUCUGCGUUUUACAAAUUAAUUUGAAUAGAAUCAUCAUCACUUUUUUUGUCAGUCAUAAAAUCACAUCUAAACCUAUGUUCCUCUGACCCGAUAAAACCCAAAGGUAAGUUGACUUCAUCUCUCGAUUUCUUUUCUCCAUUUGUCUCCGGUCUUAAUCUUCAUUUUAUUUCCUCGUAAUUUUCUUCUAUUCAAGAUUUUCCGUGUAUGUUACUGGUGAUUCAUUCUAAAGCGACUUCUACUGUUUCAACAAACAAGAAUUCACAGCAGGAAUAUACAGGUACUUUUCGAGCAGCAGAAUGCGGAUGGUGCAGGACCUUCUCAGCUCAAGAGGCUGAAGCUGUAGCUCUGCUAAGAACAGUGCAAUGGGCCAUCAAACAUAAUGUUCAAAACUUGGAGAUAGAAGGAGAUAACCAGGCAACCAUAAAGUUUCUACAGGGAAAGACAAAAGAUGUGAAUUGGCAGUGUUUAGCAAUCUUGGAAGAAGUCCAACAAAUAGCAGUUAAUCUAGUUUCUUUUAAAGGUUUUCAGUAUGUAGACAGACGUGCAAACAAGGUGGCAGACUUGUUGGCAAAAGAAGGGCGACGAUCAAGUAACACAACUUCUUAGACUGAUCAAGCUCGUAGCUUUUUAAUUCCUGCAAUUGUUUUUGACACAGUCAAAGCAUAUGAAUUAUGUAACUCUAAUAACAGUACCUUUGUAUCUUGUUCAACCAUGAUUAAUCCAUCAAAUUCAGUCAUUGGACGAGCAACUCACCAUGAGUUAGUCUCUGAAGAGCCUGAAUUAGCAGAUUAACGAGGGCCUAGUAAUAUAAAUCUUAUUUUCAAAAAGAAAACAAGUCGCUCAGUAAAGGUCGUCCUAUGCAAAUAUAUACAUUGUG
Papaver somniferum (opium poppy) is the source of this 2543-nucleotide messenger RNA. RefSeq lists its product as uncharacterized. The coding region runs from base 1871 to 2272 and encodes 133 amino acids. The transcript is spliced from 2 exons. Gene Ontology annotation, molecular function: nucleic acid binding; RNA-DNA hybrid ribonuclease activity. Lineage: Eukaryota; Viridiplantae; Streptophyta; Magnoliopsida; Ranunculales; Papaveraceae. The record is from RefSeq and is a predicted model, not a curated record.